Messenger RNA from Solenopsis invicta (red fire ant), 2305 nucleotides. RefSeq lists its product as uncharacterized. The record is from RefSeq and is a predicted model, not a curated record. The coding region runs from base 38 to 400 and encodes 120 amino acids. The transcript has 2 exons. Lineage: Eukaryota; Metazoa; Arthropoda; Insecta; Hymenoptera; Formicidae.
CACGCUACAACUAUUAGCUGUACAAUGUUGCAGCUUUAUGCCGUACUUGUUAAGUGCAUGCAAGAUGGAUCGCUGGAGAGAACGCAGAUCGGCCUUCGCGGCACUUAACCGUAAGCUCUCCGACGAAGAGUGCAGGGACGUCGUUACUGGUCCGAGACCGAGAAUAGUCUUUUAUCGUGGCUUCGGUAGAAGUGCUCACAGAAGAAAAAGUGUGUACCUACGCAUGUUGAGGUGGCCAAGCAAGACGAAAUGCGUGGCACACGCGUGCAUACGCCAUGCAGUAAACAAUCCUACAUCUGGUACGCAGCCAUACGCGCCGCCGCGAUUCAUAAAUGAAGAAAGUACUCAAAAGUACACCGAUUUCCCAUUUCCGGAGGCAUCGCGGCUACCAUUUUAUUAAUAGCGGAAGCCAAUUCCGAGAUCACCGUUCGAUGAGUAACGCAGCGGGAUCACGAAUAAAUUUAGAUGCGCGUUGUAAAUAAGCGUGUAUCACUUUGAGGAAUGAUUAUUUACGAGUUUUCAAAAAGUACACAUCACGCGUUGCCCCGCGGUACACUGUCAGUCGCCUGUCGCGCCCGACAAUCGCAGCACGCGAAGAGUUCGAAAUAAACCGAGCCAAGAAUUUUGUCGGCUUGGAGUUCCUUUGACGCGAUGCGAAAAGAAAAAAUAGAGAUAGGUGAGCGAGAGAGUCGUUUAAAAAUCGCUACGCGUCCGAUUCAUUCUGAAAGAAACGUCCAAGAUCGAUUCACUUCGUCAUCGAAGUAACAAAAUAGAACUGUGACGUGAAAAUUCCGUUUGCGAGCCAGGUUUAAACUUCUGUAAUAUACGCAUUUAUUGCUAUAAGAAUCGUGAUUCUGAAUUUUAUAUUAGAAAAAUAUUAGAAGUACGCAGUGUUAUUUGAAAAAGCUCCAUCAUUUCUAUGCAUUAUUAUAAAAUAUACUAAUAACAUUAGAUUUCUUAACCCUUUCGUAUCUCCAGGACACAUAUGUCCCACCUACGAAAAAAAUCACAACUUUUAAACAAAUAAUCUUAUCGACUUUUACGUUGACUCGUUUUAAGAAGAAGGUUCAAGCUACAUAUAAUAAAAUCGCACACUUUAAAAUGUAAUAUUUUCAAUAAAUUGUAAUUUUCUAAACUUUGUGUGUGCAAAAAAUCCAACUUUUAGGUAAUGAAGCAUAACCGUAUAUUAUGUCGAGAAAACUUAUAAGAAUUGAUGCUAAUUAUAUACUUAAAGUCUCAUUUAAAUGUGAUUACAACUUUAUUAUGAUAAAUAUUAUAAUAGUGUGUAUGUGUAAUCAAAGUGUGAACAACUCACAAUUUAUGUCACGUUCGAAGAACUUUUACUGUUCUAAAUACAUUUUAAUAUAAAUUUGUAAUAUAUUUUAAUAUAUUAUUUUAAUAUAUAUUUUAAAACAUAAAAUCCAAGCUCAUAUUUUAAAUAAACGGAUAUUUCAGUUUUUCAUUUUAAAUCCGCUAUUUUGCAUUUAAAUUUUGUAUCAGCACCCUCAAAACCUAAGAAUGCUUUUGGGAAAGCCGGAGAUAUAAAAGGGUUAAAAGUGUAUUAAUGCAAACAGAAACGAUAAAAUAGAAUUUUAAUAAUCUUACUAUAACGCAUAAAAUGCGUAUUAAGUUAUGAUGUCCCAACAGACUCGUUAGCUGUUACUGCAUUUGCUCUCAAGCGGGUUUCAUACGUUGUAAAUCUAUAAAUAUCAGCGUGGGGUUGUACCCAAGGAGGCGCCGACCAUCGAUAGUCAAAAUUCACAGUGCCAGGGCAGAACCCCCGUGUUAGAUCUGAUGGCUGGCUGCGAGGCAGCUUCACUUCAAAUCAGUAUAUAGCCACCGUAAAUCAGACAGAUUUUACGUUCCAGACGAACAACACGGAUUGCCAGAGGACACUCGCAAUUUUAUGCAUGCAGUUUUACGUCCCGUAUUAUGGAUGACAGUUGAAGAGACAUGCGAAGAGUUUCUGUCGACGUGUAACUUUAUUGUGUGUGUUAUUGGCGUCUCUAUUGGAGCAGAACCCGUUGCUUGUUGUAGGACGAAUGACGAUAAUUCAAACUUAUUUACUUAUACCUAACAGUUAUAGAGCGUAAUAAAGGAACAUCUGCGUAGAAAGAUAAGAAAAGCUCAUUCGACUCUUUACUUUAUUUUUUUUCAUAAUGUACAUUGAAACGCGUAUUUUACAAGUCCGAAGACUUGGAAUAAAAAAUGAGAAAAAGGGGAAUUGAUAAUAGAAAUGAAAAUUAAUUAGAGUAUGUUAUCAACAAAUAGCGAAUAAUUAUUAUUAAUUUUUAUAUUCAUAUAA